This is a messenger RNA of Suhomyces tanzawaensis NRRL Y-17324, 1566 nucleotides long. It is a transcript of the gene SRV2, whose product is annotated as adenylate cyclase-binding protein. Gene Ontology annotation, biological process: regulation of adenylate cyclase activity; cytoskeleton organization. Bases 1 to 1566 code for a protein of 521 amino acids. Gene Ontology annotation, cellular component: cytoplasm. Gene Ontology annotation, molecular function: actin binding; adenylate cyclase binding. The transcript has a single exon. NCBI's taxonomy places the organism in Eukaryota, Fungi, Ascomycota, Pichiomycetes, Serinales, Debaryomycetaceae. The record is from RefSeq and is a predicted model, not a curated record.
AUGUCUGCAGAAGAAACCAAUCAAUUCAACGUUCAAGGUUACAACAUCGUGACCAUCCUCAAGAGGUUGGAGGCUGCCACCUCGAGAUUGGAAGACAUCACCAUCUUCCAACAAGAGGCUGCCAAAGAGAGGCCCAGCGAGCCAGCGGCUCAGAAGUCAAUUGAGUCCAAACAGGCGGAUGCAGCCGCAGCUCCGCCCCAGAAGGCAGUGCAGCAAGAAAAGGCCAAGUCCGUGGUCGCUUUCGAGCAGUUUUACAAGUCCAUAGUGGAGCCAUUUGUCACCAAGUCCAAGGAGAUCGACCCCUUGGUGGCGGAAGCCGCCGAAUCGUUGAGCCAAUCGUUCGCCGCCCAGAUCACCUUCCUCGACAUCGUCAGCAAGGCUAAGAAACCCGAAAUGAGCGACCCUGCCUUCUUGGAAAUCUUGAACCCCAUCAACGAGAAAAUCAGCAAGAUCAUCGACUUGAAGGAUAAGAAUAGAAGAUCGGAAUAUUUCAACCACUUGAACACCAUCAGUGAGGGCUCUCCAGUUUUGGGAUGGAUUGUGACCGAAACUCCAGUGUCCUUGAUCCCUGAAUUUAAAGACAGUGCCAAGUUCUGGUCAGACAGAGUUUUGAAGGAAUACAAACAAAAAGACGCCAAACAUGUCGAGUGGGUCAAGGAUUUCUCCAACAUAUUUGAUGAGCUCAAAACCUACGUUAAGGAAUUCCAUUCUACUGGACCAUCCUGGAACUUAAAGGGUAAACCCAUUUCAGAGGUUAUUGGAGAAGUGAGCAAGGACUCCAAGUCAAGUGCUCCAGCUCCAGCCGCAGGCGGUGCUCCACCUCCACCACCUCCACCACCACCUCCUGCCCUUUUUGAGGAUCAACCAAAGCCUGAAGGUGGUAUCAAUGCAGUCUUCGCUGAUUUGAACAAGGGUGAAAACAUCACUUCUGGUCUUAAGAAGGUCGAUAAAUCUGAAAUGACCCACAAGAACCCCGAAUUGAGAAAGCAAGCAACGGUUCCAGUUUCCAAAAAGCCUUCUCCUCCAAAGAAGCCAUCAAACUUAUCUACCAGCACACCUCCAAAGAAGAAGCCAGCCAAGACCACAUUGGUAGAUGGAACUAAAUGGAUCGUUGAAAACUAUACUGAAGCUGAUAUUCCUGACCAAAAGCCAAUCACCCUUGAGGCCGAGAUGCAUCAGUCCAUUUACAUCGGUAACUGUACUGGAAUUACCGUGCAAAUCAAGGGCAAGGCCAACGCUAUUUCUAUUUCUGAAACUAAGAAUACUGGUGUGGUUGUGGAUUCAUUGAUUUCUGGAGUUGACAUCAUUAAGUCUUUCAAGUUUGGUUUGCAAGUCACUGGUGUUGUUCCAAUGAUCAGCGUUGACAAGUCUGACGAGGGUAGCAUCUAUCUCUCCAAGGAAAGCGUGGAGGCGGAUACCCAAAUCUUCACCAGCAGUACCACUGCAUUAAAUGUCAACGUUCCUGAGGGCGAUGACGAUUAUGCCGAAUUGGCCAUUCCAGAGCAAUUCAAGCACUCGAUUAGAAACGGCAAGUUGGUUAGCGAGGUGGUUGAGCAUGCCGGUUAG